GGAGGGUUGUUCUCGCGACGCUUGCGUUAUCGCACGUGCAUUUGUUGUAUUUUCACGGUCAAAGCUCUUCGAACAAUGUCAGUAUUUACUAUUUCUCGUUUAAUACAUUAUAAACGUCAAGCUAGUUGACAAAUCAUUCUAUUGUGGUUGUAAACGUCAUUUUUGUUUUUGUGUUUCGUGUGAUUUUGAUUUGAAAUCGACGAAAUUUAUUGCGAUGAUUUUUCGAAAUACUUUACCUCCUUCAUGACUUUAAAAGGUUUUGCUGCUGCUAGCAGCGUCAAGUGAAUUUUCUACUCUAGUUUAUUUCAUCGUCAAGGCCAUUACUCACAAUGAUCAACAUAACAAAAAGCUUUGCCCGAUCGUUCCCUUUCACUUUGCUACUACUGAUCACCUACGUUGCUAUCGUGAGCAGCAAAAGCGAGCAGUCGCCGCCACAGCAGCAGCAACAGUCCAAAGCCGCAGUUUCGGAAGUUCCGCAAUCGAACACCACGAAGAGUCCAACUACUUCCCAAGUCGGUAGUUCGGAAGAAAUCGAGGACUCAUUGGAGAAAGACGAUGAGGACGAAGAUAACGACAGCGGUGGCGGUAACAGCACUGAAGAAGACGACGAGGACAGCGCUGAGGAGGAUGGGGAGGACGAGGGCAGCGUAGCCGAAGAGGACGAAUAUGCUGGAGAACUACGAGCUGCAGCUGGCAAAGUAAAUAGCGACGAAUCAAUCGCAAACCUCGCGUCCCCAACAGAGUCUCGUAAACAGGUGAGAGAAUUGCGCGAGCAUAGGCGGAGAAAAAAGUCAUCCACCGAUGAGGAAAAAGCGUCAAAGGAUAAACGCGAGUCGUCCGUGAAAAAAGAGCUGAGCUCGCAAAAGGAGAUUUUCAUUGCUGAAAAUGAGACGCGACUGCAGCUCGACCGCCCAGUCCGUAACGAGGCGCUGCUUGAUGACGUUGCUCAGCUGCCAAAUGAACUUUCGAAUGAGUUGCAGGAGACGGAAAACGAGGACAGAGAGAAGAAAAUGUACAAAGAGUCAGUGCCUGUAGUGCCGAUGUACUCAGUACCGAGAGCCAAAGACGCACUGAAGAAACUGAACAAAAGGCAGGACAGCCUACUUACGGAUCUUAAGGCCUAUCUACUCGACGAGCGGCUCAAACGUCAACAGCUCUGGGAUGAACAAGGUUCGGCAACGGAGAGCUUGUUAAAACUCCUGUCGAAACUCGCAGAGAAUCCACAACGCUGGGAACGUGUGCAUCAACUCUUGACCGACAUCAGAGCCGACAUGGACUAUUCGCGACAAGCGAUACAGGAACAGAAGAGGCUAUCGCAGAUGGUUAAACCGUUAACACCACGUGAACCUACGUUAACACCGAAGCCGACAAGGAAAUCGAAGAAGAAGAAAAAGAAGAAGAAAAAGAAACCACAACAUCUAACCACCACGAAUGUAGAAUCGUUGAUUGCGACAACCGAAAUACCUUGGCUUACCACGCUUUCCCCUGCUGCGGCAAAAUGGCGGCUUGUCGCAGAAAGAUUAUUAGGACCGUCAUGGUCGCAGGAAAGUAGCGGAGGUGAUGAAGUUGACAAGAUUCACAGUUCGACGUCAUCAAAGUCACACACAAUGCACAGGCUACUGGACGACAAGCAGCUCGAGAACCUCAAAGCACUAAACUCCGAGCGUCAAGUAUUGAUGCUCAAGGCAGCUCGGGAAUAUUCGAAGCCUCGAACGGUACACUAUGGCAAAAUUCGUACGCACCAGCAGGCUUCUUCUUCGAAGGAUUCAACCACCGAGUACGAUGCUAAUCAGCGAGCUCAUCACUAUGGCAAGUUGAUAUCUUCGUCGUUGUCGCAUGAAAAUUAUCCACUUGCAGCAACGUACUCGGAGGAACAGCCAGACCUAACAUCGAAUCACGAGUACUUAGCAGCUGAACGAGAUUUCGCAACAGAUAGAAGUAAUUCGGCAAAUUGGUGGCCGGGAUCAAGAACUGGAUGGAACUGGGGACAGGUCGCCAAACCCUGGCUAUCCUGGGAUGCCGAGCGUGAAUACUACGCAAAACUAGAGCAGCAGGAACAAGAAGAGGCACUGAAAACUUGGCAUCAAACGCAGCAACGUCAGCGCCUGCAGAACUUGAAUCGGCACAGGGAAAGCUUACCACCUUGGCUGGAAGAGAAAGAACUUCAUCGUCUGAUGUCAAAAACCGAUCAGAUGAGGCCACAAGGGAUUUACAGAGAGCAAGACGAAGACAUUUGGGGUAACAAUCUCAACAAGAACUCCGAAUUAAAGAACGACGAUCGAUCAAAAUCAGAUGAUUAUUCGAAAGAAUCUCCCAAGCUUACUAUGAAAACGUGGAACAGCUUAACUUCAGAUCCAGCCACAUGGCCGUUUAAAUUGCCUGGAGCAAAACCUUGGCCUAAGGACGAAAACGGAAAAUCUUAUAAUCCAAACGCGGAGCUGCUUCGUAAAUUAGGUCUUUAUAAGAACGGAAGGCCAAGGCCAGACAAGGACGCAUUGAGAGAUUUAAAGCAGCAGAAUAUACAAAACAAUAAGUCGCCUCAAUUGUCAUCGAAGCUAAACUCGUGGAUGGAACCCGACGAACAACAAACAACAUGGUUCAAUAACAUAAAGCUUCAUGCAAGUUAUGAAGAUUCAAGCUCACGCUGGAAUAACGAGAACUUAUCUUCAUCGUCGAACAACGAGCACGUUUGGGGUAGAGAGAAAAUACCCGACGAGUGGAAUCCAGCCAAAACAGCAAGCAACACCUGGCCAACAAAAUGGAAACAGUUUGCUUAUCACAAAGUCACGGCUCAGCCUACCUCGGAUAAACCAAGUAAAAAUGCGUUCAUAGCUGUGUCAGCUGUUUCCGCACCAAAAUAUGGAAACCAAUGGAGGAAGAACAAUAUCGAAGAAAUUGAACAGACCAAUGAGAACGGCCCAGGCUCUGAGGAUCCUGACUUGCCCAUUAAUCAAAUGAGAAUGAAUAUCUGGAAGAAAAAUACAGGCCUUAACGGGACUGCUAUUACCGCUAAUACAGUAAAAGUUGACGUACUUCAAAAUCAAUUAGAAAGCUUAAGAGGCCGCCAAGAAGAGCCUGUUUUGUUGGAACUUAACGUCAGUAUAAAGAAUUCAACAAUUCACAAAGAAAUUGAAUCGUCAACUGCUGUACCAAACAUGCAAAAAGUAACAAGGAACUCGAAUGCCGAAUAGAAUUUUAAAUUCAAGGAAAGCUGUACUUAACUGAAAUAUUAAAUAUUUUCUGAAAUAAUUUGUUUCUAUAAUAAAUAUUUUUUUUCUGUUUACAAUAUUCAUCAAAUGUUUUCCAAUUAUAUUUUUUAAAGUUAUGAUUGUAAAAUUCGACCGUGGGUCAUACUGUCAAAGUAUAUUGGAAAAAUGCCAUUCGCGGAUUUUGCAACUGCAACUGAAAAUCCUUUAAUUAAUUUUAAAACUAAAAAAAUACGACGAUUAAAUGGAGACUACUUGUUAUCAUGAUUUUUGUAAUGUAGUAUUCAAAAAAUGAAUUUUAGAACAUUAUAUAUGUUUAAUUAAUGGAAAUUGAAAUAAUAAUUUUACCAAUGCAUAGUUUAUUGUUGUUUAUUGCAAUAAAAAUGAAGAUAUACUCUUCAUGAAUUAAGGUGGUUCACAAUUACAAAAAAUUUAAUAUCGAUUAUUUGUCUAUAACAGUAUAAUGCAUCAUAAGUUUUUACGUUAUUGAGUUAGUAUUGUUACUGAAAUUUUUAAAUUAAAUGAAAAAGCAUGCAAAUAAUUAUUCUGAAUAAGUAUAUUAUGAUUAAUGUUAAAAAUUGUGAUAAACUUAUUUGGAUACGUAUGCAAAUUAAGAAUUAAUAGUAUUUAAUUGGUUAACUAUUAUUAUAAAGGCAUUUGCAUGUUAUCUAAAAUUAUUCUUUAAAAAGUAUCUCAAAAGAAAUUUAGUCUUAAUUAUUUUUUGAUAAAUGUUUCAUUAAACCAACAAGAUGAAUUAAUUCAUAAAAUUGUUUUGCCACGAAAUAAAUUUUGUAUUUCAAAAUUAAAGCACCUUUUACGCUAAGAAAUAAUAAUAUUGUUGGUAUUAACAUUGUCAGAUAAAAAGAUGAAAAUUAAAAACGUAUGAAAAUUGGGAAUAAAUUGUUUUAUGACGUAUUGUACAUAUAAAAAGUAAAAAUAUGUAUACAAAUCUAUAAAGCAGUAUGUAUGAAAUUACCUUUAUGAACAGGCUAAUACUUAAAAACUCUGGAAUAUCUGGAACUCAAUAUCAUAAGAACCAAGUAAGAAAACAUUAUUUUCAAACAAAAACUUGUUUCAAGUAAAUUUACAAAUAUUGAUAGAUUAGCAGAAUACUUCAUAGAUUUUUAUUAUGGAUUUACUUUGUAUAUUCGCGUCAAGUUAUUUUACUACUUAUUUUACUUAGAAAUAAAAUAGAAAGAUAAAGUUCUGAUUUAAUUAGUAUUUAUUAUCUCACCUAUGCUUGCUUCAUUUUUUGGAUUUUCUUUUUACUUAAUUUCAGAGGUAAUAAUUGGGAUUAGUUAGACAUUAGCUGACAUUUCGCUUGCUUAUUUAUCAACCUCUUCAGAAAAAUAAGCACAAUGAGUGGCACUGUCUUGUUAGAAUAGCUGUUGUCGCUAGCUAAUAACUAUUCUGACAAGACUUAGAAUAAAUAAAAAGAGAAAGUUCCGAUAUUGAUUUGAACAUUCCAUAUAAUAGUAAUAAGUAUAAUUUCUGAAACUUUGUUCUUUUAUAUCUUAUUUGUUAGUGAUAUCGGUAUGAAUUUCGAAAAACAAAUGGGUUAAAUAAAUUGAAUGUUGUAUAAGGAUGUAAUUGAAAAAUUAAAAAUCUAUAAUUUAAGUUUAAAAUUAUUAAUAGUGAUAUAUAAUACAUGUUUAAUGAGUAUUGAAAGGGUUUAUUUUAUAAUAUAGAAUAACUAAUACAAAUUAUUUCUUGUAUUUAUUAUCAAGUAAGCAAAUAUAGGAAUAUUUAUCAAUUUUGGCAUGCUUACAAAUUUUAUGGGAUGAUAUUUUACAGAGUUAUUACACAACUGUUAUAAACAACAACUGCUAUGUAUAAAAUAAUAGACCUACUAUUGGCAUAAAAUACUAUUUUAUUUAAACGUGAUUGUAAUGGAAAAUAUCAAUAUUGUAAGGACAAGUAAAUAUGCGAAAUCAUAGCACGAUAUCGAAUGAAUGGUUUCACAAUGAAACAUCUCAUGUAAAUUUUAAUUAUCAAAUUCAUUGAAUAGUUGUAGUUUCAUUAGAAUAUUUGUUUCCGACUUUUCUUAAAUAUUGAUUCAUUUUCAUACGAUUACGCUAUCACGAUGUUUCAACAUCUUCUAACAAAUGUAAAUUUAAAAAUAUGAUUAAUAAAUAAUUUAAUAUAUUUUCGGGAAAUUCUUUUUCUUUAUUUAAAUAUCAUAGUACUCAUUGUAAACUGAUCUAACAUGAAUAUUAGAACUAUUACAUGACUGUUAAUUUUUAUUGAA
Molecule: messenger RNA, 5454 nt
Organism: Phymastichus coffea
Lineage: Eukaryota; Metazoa; Arthropoda; Insecta; Hymenoptera; Eulophidae
Exons: 11
Coding region: 330-3191 (953 amino acids)
Source: RefSeq, a predicted model, not a curated record